This is a messenger RNA of Prorocentrum cordatum, 1289 nucleotides long. The record is from the annotation of a GenBank genome assembly. NCBI's taxonomy places the organism in Eukaryota, Dinophyceae, Prorocentrales, Prorocentraceae.
AUGGCCGGCGCCGGCCUCGGCGACGACGCCGCCCACGGGCCGGCCCUGUCGGCGGAGGCCUUGGGCCAGGAAGUGCUCGCGCCGACUGGCCUCGGCAGCGGCGCCGUCGCCGCCCUCGGGCCGGCCCUGCCGCCGGAGGCCCUGCUGGAGGCCCACUGGGGCGAGGAGCCGCUCGCGCCGAUGGCCGGCGCCGGCCUCGGCGGCGCCGCCGCCCUCGGGCCGGCCCUGCCAGCGGACGCCUACUGGAGCGAGGAGCUGCUCGCGCCCGCGCCCGGCCGCCAGGCCGCGGACGGCGUGCUGGAGGAGUGCGGCCGCUGCAGCGGGAGCCUCCGGCGCGACCUCGAGAGCACGGUCGCGGCUGCGCUCUCCAGCCGCAUCCGCCUUGGCUCGGCGCUGGGGUCCGAGCUCCAUGUGCCCUGGCCCGCGAUGGCCACCCGCGCCGCCGUGCAGGGGGCUCGCACCGCGCCAGCGCCCGAUUACACUGCCGCCACCGAGUGCUCGUCUGACGCAGACCCAGCACCAUUCGGCCGGCAGCUUACCUCCGAGUGCUCGACUGCCGCAGGCCAGGCAGCAUUCGGGCAGCAGCUUACCUCCGAGUGCUCGCCUGCCGCAGACCGGGCAGCAUUCGGCCGGCAGCUUACCUCCGAGUGCUCGACUGCCGCAGGCCAGGCAGCUUUCGGCCGGCAGCUUACCUCGGGCAGCGUCGCCUCCUUUGCCCUCUCAGAGUCGGGCGCCGGUUGGCAGGCGUUCUCGAGGCGCCCGGAUCUCACGCCGCCCCCGGCAGACACCCAGCGGAACGGCGUCCUCGAGGAGGCCCCGCGCGACCCCCAGGAGGCCGACGGCAUCAGCGGCCUGGGCGGGCUCACUACGGCCAUGGUGCGGAACCUGCCGGCGAAGCUCACUCAGCGGAAGCUUGUGAGCGUCAUCAACGGCUCUGGGCUGCUGGGCCAGUAUGACUACGUCUACGUUCCCAUGGACUCCCGUCGCCACACCAAUCGCGGGGUUGGCUUCGUCAACUUCACGACCCCAGAGGCAGCUGCGCGCUUCUACCAGACGUUCAACAACAUGCUGCUGCCCUCCGGCGCUGCGGGGGGCGGGGACCACGAGCCACAGGCGCCCCUCGCCGUGGUGCCGGCGGACAUGCAGGGCUUCGAGGCCAACGCCGCCCACCACUUCUCCGUGCGCAGGCCCAAGAACGCGGGCGCCCAGCCGCUCUUCCUGCGGGCCCUGCCCGCGCACGUCGCGGGCGCGGCCGCCGAGGAGCUGCCCCCGCAGCCGCCGCGCGAGCG